AUGGUGUUGGCUCGGCUGUUUAUAAUUUUCUUUUUAGCAUUAAACUUUUGCAAAGGAGAUCUUGAUGGCAGCCAAUUACUGGAAGAAAUGGAUGACACUGACAUAGAUAUUGAAUCUGUUCCCGGCAAUCGCAAUUUACCUUUGCAAAACGCGAUUUUAACGCAUCCUAGGCACGCAAAGUCAAAGACAAGGAUGAAACGCCGAAGAUACAAAUGCUAUUCAUGCGAGCCACCAGACUGCGCUGAUACUGCUGCUCAUGGGCACUACUGUCAGAAUGCAAUACAGUGCUGGAAAUCACGGACCCGUGAUCCGGAGGGCAACGAAAAUGUUCAACGAGGUUGUACCACUGAACACGAACAAUUGGCGCUUUAUUGUAGCCAGAAUCAACAAAAAAUCUCCACCGGUGCUCCCGCCGUUGGCCCGAAAAAACGUCACAUUUCCGGUACCAGAAUGUACAAUAUAGAAUGUUGCGCCGGAGAUUAUUGCAACAAUGGAUCCUUUCCAGAGUUACCGCCAAUGAAGGUAUCCAACUCUCUUCCAGUUGCAGAUCCAUUCGUACUUAAAAUGGCUGGAGCCAUUUUAUUGCCGUUUGGCACUGUUAUUAUUGUCGCCGCUACAGCUAUUUAUUGUAUGCGUAGGGCGCAUCGAAAAAGGAUGGCCGCUAGUCGUACAAAAUAUGAUCCUGAGACAUAUUACACCAAUGACGAUGUCCUUCGGGCCACAAGCGCUGGAGAUAGUACACUACGCGAAUAUCUACAACAUUCAGUAACUUCUGGAUCUGGAAGUGGGUUGCCCUUACUUAUUCAACGAACGCUUGCCAAACAAGUGUCACUGUGCGAAUGCAUUGGUCGUGGUCGUUAUGGUGAAGUAUGGCGGGGUAUUUGGCACGGCGAAAGUGUAGCAGUAAAAAUUUUCUUUAGUCGCGACGAAGAUUCCUGGAAGCGUGAAACUGAAAUUUAUGGCACGGUCUUGUUGCGACAUGAAAACAUACUUGGAUACGUUGGAUCAGAUAUGACGUCUAGAAACUCUUGCACUCAGCUGUGGCUCAUUACUCACUAUUAUCCACAAGGAUCGCUGUUUGAUUAUUUAAACCGUACUGCCAUUACGACGCAUCAGAUGAUAACUAUUUGCCUGUCCAUCGCCAAUGGCUUGGUACAUCUACAUACAGAGAUAUUUGGUACCGAGGGAAAACCGGCCAUCGCACACAGAGAUCUGAAAACGAAAAAUGUACUGAUUCGCACGAACGGAACGUGCGUUAUAGCGGAUUUCGGUCUUGCAGUAAUGCACAGCCAAACAACCAACAAAAUUGAUAUCGGUAAUACAGCACGUGUUGGUACAAAACGUUAUAUGGCACCUGAAGUUUUAGACGAAAGCAUUAGUAUGGAUUGUUUUGACGCAUUACGAAAGGCUGAUAUUUACGCUAUUGGGCUCAUCUUAUGGGAAGUUUGUCGACGAACCAUUUCUUGUGGAAUUGCUGAGGAAUACAAGGUGCCAUUUUUUGACUAUGUUUCUUCUGACCCCAGUUUUGAAGAAAUGCGCAAAGUCGUGUGUGUAGACAACAAUAGACCAUCGGUUCAGAAUCGAUGGGCAUCUGAUCCGUUUCUCACAAGCAUGUCGAAACUGAUGCGCGAAUGUUGGCAUAUGAAUCCCAACGUUCGAUUGCCCGCACUACGCAUAAAAAAAACCCUUCUGAAGCUGGCUAGUUCCGAUGAAGCUAUUAAAAUUCCAAGUUUCGAUGGUGAAGUGAUGGUAUGAUCGGAGGCGGUCGUCGAUAGAAAAGAACACUCUUAAUUUUCUCUUGUAUAUAAUUUAUUAUUAUAUGGAACUGCGUUGGUCGUACAUAACCAAACGUGCCAUGAAGUGUACGUGCGGACUCUUUGCAUCAUAUUCUAGACUAUUACGUGCUUUUUUACACGAAUGAUAAGAUUUAAGAUUUUUUAUGAUAGGAUGUAGAAGUGUAUUAGGUUUCAAGCUUCAGUUUCAGUUGAUUGAUUUUAACGGUAUUUUAACAAACAUCAUUGAGGAAGAGAAAGGGGCAACCAAACAUUCGAGAAGGGUAAACUUUGUCGUUCGUUGGUAAUCAAUGUCAUCAUUAAAAUUAUGUCUGCUAGGAAAGGUGUAGAAUUUAAUAUGUAUCACGUUUUUCAUCGCCAUGUCGUAUAUGAUUUUCGCGAGGCAUAACUGCAUUCUAGAAAAACUGACAAUUCUAGCAGAUUUAGCUUUUAUUGAAUAAUGAUUUUCGUAGUUUGAAUUUUGUUGUAACAAAAAAUUUUAUACAUGUACAUUCUUUAAAGAGGUUAAACAUAGAAUUUUAUUCUAUGAAAUAGAUUAAUGAAAAUUACGAAGUAUAAUUGAGAGAAUAAAAUUGUUUUAUCGAUCUAUCAUUCAUCGUUUGGACGACGAAGGCAAUAAUAAAAACACAACAAAUACGGGCGACUCCAAGAGCCUAACAAUGUGCUGCGGCAUAUUGCACGAAAUCGGCUGGUACUAUUACGAAUGAAAAUCAACAUGGUUGAACUACACCAAUUUCAAUUUCAUGGAGAAUUAUGGAUGAAAUAAAUACAAUCUAACGAAAGAAAUAAACAUCAACAACAAAUAAAUAUAGUCCUGUAUAUUGUAAUAGUCUUGUUUUUUUGUACUGGUAAACUGGCAAUUCGUAAAUAAGGAUAGAUACAGUGGGGAAAUAUCGAGACAAAUGCGGUCUAUAUACUAUUUGUAACUGUUGAAAUACAAUUAACAAUGGAACAAGAAUUAUUAUUAAG
Molecule: messenger RNA, 2762 nt
Organism: Anopheles nili
Lineage: Eukaryota; Metazoa; Arthropoda; Insecta; Diptera; Culicidae
Gene: sax
Product: activin receptor type-1
Exons: 10
Coding region: 1-1755 (584 amino acids)
Biological process (GO): cellular response to growth factor stimulus; protein phosphorylation; BMP signaling pathway
Cellular component (GO): plasma membrane; BMP receptor complex
Molecular function (GO): transforming growth factor beta receptor activity, type I; SMAD binding; ATP binding
Source: RefSeq, a predicted model, not a curated record